AUGAUUAUAGCUGUUGUUGGGUGCACACAUGGUGAGCUGAAAUUCAUUUAUGCAACAAUUGAAAAGCUAGAGAAAGACAAUAAUUUCAAGGUAGAUUUACUAAUCUGUUGUGGAGAUUUCGAAUGCGUUCGAUAUGGAAUAGACAAUGAGUGUUUAAAUGUACCUAAUAAAUACAAAAAAGAAGAAAAUGAUUUCAGAGAUUAUUUUACAGGAAAAAAAAAGGCAAAAGUAUUAACUAUAUUUGUAGGUGGGAAUCAUGAAGCUGUAAAUGUUUUAAAACAACUUUAUUAUGGUGGAUGGGUAGCUCCAAAUAUAUACUUUUUAGGGUACUCAAAUAUACAUAAUAUAAAUAAUUUCCGCAUAUGCAGCCUUAGUGGAAUAUAUAAAAAAUAUAAUUUUUAUAAAAAAUAUUAUGAACAUUAUCCAUAUAAUGAAAUAAGUAAAGUAAGUUCAUAUCAUGUUCGAAAGUAUGAAAUUGAAAAAUUAAAAUUAAUAAGAGAAAAAGUAGAUAUAGUUAUUACGCAUGAUUGGCCAAACAAUAUUGAAAAACAUGGGGAUGUAAAUGAUCUCGUGAGGAAAAAAUUUCAUUUUCAUUCAGAUGUAUACAAUAAUACCCUUGGAAAUCCACAUACUGAAUUUUUAUUAAAUAAAUUGAAACCACAUUUUUGGUUUUCUUCUCAUUUACAUGUAAAAUAUUCAGCUAUUUUUUUACAUAAUGAUAAAAAAAAUUACACACGAUUUCUUUCAUUAGAUAAGGCUGAACCAAGAAAACACUUUAUCCAAAUUUUGAACAUUGAGAAAAGGAACAACAUACCAUAUCUUAGGUUUGACCAUUUGCCUAAGUCUACAGCUAAUAACGACACAGAUGGAAAAAGUGUUUUUUUCAAUGAAGAUUAUGAGAAACUUUUGCAGCAUGUGGAAGAUGUGCAGCGGAGAGAUGCCGAGGAGGAUGCAAAGGCUGACACAGACAAGGUAGAUGCAAAGGCUGACACGGAUAAGGUAGAUGCAAAGGCUGACACGGAUAAGGUAGAUGCAAAGGCUGACACAGACAAGGUAGAUGUAAAGGGUGACACAGACAAGGUAGAUGUAAAGGGUGACACAGACAAGGUAGAUGUAAAGGGUGAUACAGACAAGGCAGAUGCAAAGGAUAAGAAUUGCAAGAAUCCAGAUGAUGGCAUACGUGGAAGCAAAGUUGUUCCUAAGUUAAACGAGAAAGGUGCAACACAAUCGAACGAUCAGCUUAACAACAAGGAAUGGGAAGGAGCAGAAGCAGGAAAUGUAGAAGCAGGGAACACAGAAGAAGGGAACACAGAAGAAGGGAACGCAGAAGCAGGAGGAGAAACAAAUGGAGGCAAGGACCCCAGCGAGGAGCGUAAGCAAUUUUACAUAUGCUAUGACGAAGAGUGGCUAGCCAUUUUAAAAGCCAACCACCAUCUUAUUUCAGUGAGUAAUAACAAGGAUUACAAUUUGGAGAAACUGAAAUAUCCAUCGAAAGAGGACUUUGAAUAUAUUAAUGAAAAAUUGAAAAAACUUGAAAAAAUAUCAAUCAAAGGUAAGGAUUAUUAUUGUGUCCACGGUUACAAAAACCCAAGUUAUAAACAUUUAUGGGAGCAAAGACAGAUAUUUCUAAACCGUUUCGAUUUUCAAGAGCUGAAUAUAUAUAACGAAUUUGAAAAGGACUUUUUUGCAGAGGAGGUGAGGAAGAUAGAAGCUGGACUCCCGUUGGAAGAACCAAAGGUGGUUGAAGAUGAUGAAGUGGGAGAAUAUGGAGAAGCAGAACAUGUGGAUGAAAUGAGUGUAGUAGAGAACAAUGGUCAGUAUAAUCAGUUUAACCAAUAUAAUCCAUAUGACCUGCACAGUCAGCAUAAUCCGUAUGAUCUGCACAGUCAGCAUAGUCCAUAUGACCUGCACAGUAAGCAUAAUCUGUAUAAUCUGCAGCACAGUCAGCAUAAUCCAUAUGAUCUGCACAGUCAGAACAAUCCGUAUGAUCUGCACAGUCAGAACAAUCCGUAUGAUCUGCACAGUCAGAACAAUCCGUAUGAUCUGCAAAGUCAGAAGAAUCAACUUAAUCAGCAUAAGCUGUAUGAUCCAAUAGGCGAAAAUGAGGAUAGUAACCCGAACGUGCAGAGUAUACCCAAUUCUGAAAAUGUACCUGGCGUCGAAGGUACUAAUGAGACCACAUAA
Messenger RNA from Plasmodium gonderi, 2184 nucleotides. RefSeq names its product Ser/Thr protein phosphatase family protein. The record is from RefSeq and is a predicted model, not a curated record. The coding region runs from base 1 to 2184 and encodes 727 amino acids. Gene Ontology annotation, cellular component: nucleus. Gene Ontology annotation, molecular function: RNA lariat debranching enzyme activity. Gene Ontology annotation, biological process: mRNA splicing, via spliceosome. The transcript has a single exon. Lineage: Eukaryota; Apicomplexa; Aconoidasida; Haemosporida; Plasmodiidae.